AUGAGGCUCUCAAUCGUCUGGGCUCUGAUCUGGGCGGCCGCCCAGGCUGCAGCUCUUGCGGUCCCAGUUCACGAUGUUGGAGGGCUAAAAAUCAUCGAGCACCCCGAUCCCGAGAAGCGGCAGCUUCUACAGAAUAUCGUGACAUGGGAUAAUACGUCCUUGUUCAUCCGAGGAGAGAGGAUCAUGAUAUUCAGUGGUGAAUUUCAUCCUUUUCGUCUUCCGGUACCGGCCCUGUGGGUGGACAUUUUCCAGAAAGUGAAAGCUCUCGGGUUCAAUUGUGUUUCGUACUAUCUCGAUUGGUCUCUGCUGGAGGGCAAGCCAGGCGAUUUCUCGGCCGAGGGCGUCCUCGCACUUCAACCAUUCUAUGAUGCUGCCACUGCCGCGGGGGUCUAUCUCAUCGCCAGGCCAGGUCCUUAUAUCAACGCAGAGGCAUCAGGUGGCGGAUUUCCAGGCUGGCUUGCGAGGCUGCGUGGCCGACUUAGGACGACUGAUCCAGAUUACAUUGCAGCCACACAGAACUACGUCCAGAACGUUGCGAGCUCCAUUGCGAGGGCCCAGAUCACGAAUGGCGGGCCAGUCAUCCUGUAUCAACCGGAGAACGAGUACACAGGCGCAUGCUGUGAGGUCGAGUUUCCAAACGGACAAUACAUGCAGGGCGUGAUAGACCAAGCUCGUUCUGCUGGUGUGGUGGUGCCCAUGAUCAGCAACGACGCGAAUGCUGCUGGGCACAAUGCUCCAGGCACCGGUGUUGGCCAGGUGGAUAUUUACGGGCACGAUAACUAUCCUCUCGGGUUCGACUGCUCGCAUCCUACUGUGUGGCCUGAUGCGGGCCUUCCUACGACCUAUUGGCAAAGACAUCUCAACAACAGUCCUUCGACUCCUUACAGCAUCAAUGAAUUCCAGGGAGGCUCCUUUGACCCCUGGGGCGGGCCGGGGUUUCCCAAAUGUGAGGUUUUGGUCAACUACGAGUUUGUUCGGGUCUUUUACAAGAACGUUCUUGCAGCGGCGGCAAAGAUCUUCAAUCUGUACAUGAUAUUUGGUGGUACGAACUGGGGCAACCUUGGCCACCCAGGAGGCUACACCUCUUACGACUACGCAGCUGCGAUAUCGGAAAACAGGCAAGUUGACAGGCAGAAAUACUCCGAGAUAAAGCUGUUGGCCAACUUUGUCAAAGUAUCCCCGGCCUAUUUGACCGCAACUCCACAGGAAAUCAAUACAACCGCCAUUUUCACCGAUACGUCUGAUCUCAAAGUCACAUCUGUCGCGACCAAUGGGAGCAUACCCACCUUCUACACCGUCAGGCACUACAACUACUCCACCCUAAGCUCAACCUCGUAUAGGCUGUUGCUGCCGACGAGCUCUGGUAACUUGACCAUUCCUCAGCUGGGUGGCUCAUUGACACUCAGUGGUCGAGAUUCAAAGAUACAUGCUGCCGACUAUGAUCUUGGUGGCACAAACUUGCUGUACACCACUGCGGAAAUAUUGACCUGGAAGGUUUUCGGCGAACGUACCGUUCUCCUAGUAUAUGGAGGCGAAGGGGAGCACCAUGAGCUUGCUGUAACAACGUCGGCUGCACCCUCAGUCAUCGAAGGCGAGGCCGCCAGUGUCACGACCAAACAAACCGGAUCUACCGCCAUUAUCGCAUGGGACACUUCCUCGACUCGGCUUGUUGUGCAAGUUGGACAGUGCGAAAUCUAUUUGUUAGAUAAAGCCUCCGCUUACGAUUACUGGGUGCCCGAAGUAUCCGACGGCGAAUCCAACAGCCCCUUCACGACGACCGAGUCUAUCAGCACGUCCAUUAUCGUCAAGGCAGGCUACCUGGUUCGGCAAGCCUAUGUGCAAAGCAGCGAGCUUCACUUGACUGGUGAUUUCAACGACACUACAACCAUCGAGGUCAUUGGGGUCCCCGAGUCAUCGAAAGCUUUGUACAUUAAUGGUGAGCCCGUUCAGUACAGCGUGAACGCGCGAGGCGACUGGUCCACGCGUAUUACUUACCAGGAGCCGACAAUUACUAUCCCCGAUCUAGGGAGCUUGGCAUGGAAGUAUGCCGACAGUCUCCCUGAGAUUCAGCCUGGCUACGACGAUUCUGGCUGGACAUCUGCCAAUCUCCGGUACAGCAACAACACGGUCAGGAACUUGACGACCCCCACGUCUCUCUAUUCUUCGGAUUACGGCUAUCAUACGGGCUCUCUCAUCUAUCGAGGGCACUUCACCGCCAAGGACACGACCGCCAACUUCUCGAUUAACACUCAAGGUGGUUGGGCUUUCGGGCAUUCGACCUGGCUUGAUCAGAGUUUCCUGGGCUCGUAUGCGGGCGUCAGCACCCAGAACAACACCAACGCUACUUAUACGUUGUCCGGUCUCCGGGUGGGCGCCAAGCACAACAUCACGGUCCUGAUCGACCACAUGGGUAUGGAGGAGUCCGGGACAGUCGGGGCCGACAAAAUGAAGACACCACGCGGAAUCCUCGACUAUGCUCUUACCGGGUACGAUAAAUCCGCCGUUACAUGGAAACUGACAGGAAACCUCGGCGGCGAGGACUACGUUGAUCGAAGCCGCGGUCCGUUGAACGAAGGCGCCCUGUACGCUGAACGACAAGGGUGGCAUCUUCCUUCCCCACCAAGCCAGUCAUGGGAAUCUCGCUCUCCCAUGCGUCCCGACGGAAUCACAGAGCCUGGGGUGGGCUUCUUCAGCACAUCCUUCGACCUCAACGUUCCCACGGGCUGGGACGUGCCCAUGUCGUUCGUCUUUGGGAACGACACCACACCUCCCGUGCCGUACAGGGCGCAGCUGUUCGUCAAUGGCUUUCAGUUCGGCAAGUACAUCAAUCACAUUGGGCCUCAGACACGAUAUCCCGUGCCGCAGGGGAUUCUGAAUUAUUACGGGACUAACUGGUUGGCCUUGACUUUGUGGGCUCAUGAGAGUGGCGGAGCUGGGCUGAGUGGUUUUGAGUUGGUAUAUGACCGUCCCAUCGCGACGGCGUUGAGGGACAUUGCUUUCGUGGGAGGUCAGGCAUAUGCUCCUCGACCAGGAGCAUACUGA
This is a messenger RNA of Cladophialophora yegresii CBS 114405, 3042 nucleotides long. Its product is annotated as beta-galactosidase. The transcript is spliced from 5 exons. The coding region runs from base 1 to 3042 and encodes 1013 amino acids. Gene Ontology annotation, cellular component: vacuole. Gene Ontology annotation, molecular function: beta-galactosidase activity. Lineage: Eukaryota; Fungi; Ascomycota; Eurotiomycetes; Chaetothyriales; Herpotrichiellaceae. The record is from RefSeq and is a predicted model, not a curated record. Gene Ontology annotation, biological process: carbohydrate metabolic process.